This is a messenger RNA of Drosophila mauritiana, 1492 nucleotides long. It is a transcript of the gene Or67a, whose product is annotated as odorant receptor 67a. Gene Ontology annotation, cellular component: plasma membrane. Bases 269 to 1492 code for a protein of 407 amino acids. Gene Ontology annotation, molecular function: odorant binding; olfactory receptor activity. Gene Ontology annotation, biological process: detection of chemical stimulus involved in sensory perception of smell; sensory perception of smell. NCBI's taxonomy places the organism in Eukaryota, Metazoa, Arthropoda, Insecta, Diptera, Drosophilidae. The transcript is spliced from 4 exons. The record is from RefSeq and is a predicted model, not a curated record.
AUUUAAAAAAUUAUUAUUCUAAGAUAAUAUAAAUAAUAUGUAUUCUAUAUGUGUAUCUGUAUUUUUAUUUGUAAGUAUCUGAUAUUACUUAGUAGCUGACAAUAUUUGGGUCAGUGUAAGUCAUUAAGGGUCAAGAAAAUCUUGCGGUUUCUGUAAAGCCGUUAUGGGCCUAUAAAAGCCCAAAUUGUUUACCUGUGGGAAACAGUGUGUUGACGAGCCAAAUCGAAAAUAAGUGGACAUUUUUAAAAAUAACACUCUAUUAAGUAAAAUGGCCAACGUCGCGGAAGAGUCAAAAGAAAAGCAUUACGAUGUCGAUGAUUUUUUGAGGCUACCUGUAAUUUUCUACAAUGUCAUGGGCAUAGCACCCUAUGAAACUGACCGAAAACCAACUAUUUGGUUUCAAAUAUAUUUCGUAUUGAACGCGGUUAACGCUGUGCUGGCCUUUACUGCUGAAAUAGCGUUCAUGGUGAACACUUUUCGCGAUAAUGAAAAUUUUCUCGAGAGCUGCAUCGUAUUGAGCUAUGUGUCCUUUGUGGUCACAGGACUUUUAAAGAUGUGCGCUGUGAUGUAUCGAAAGCCAAAGUUGACCAGUUUGGUUCGGCAAUUGAGGACCUGUUUUCCGUCAUCAAGUGCAAAGGAUCAGGAGGAAUAUGCUGUGAAGUCGUAUCUGGAUCGCAGCCAUAUGUACACAAAGGGAUUUGGUGGUCUCUACACGAUUACGUAUUUCGCCCACAUCCUUAUUCCCUUGUUGGUAUACAUCAUUCAGAGUGUGGUGCUCCAGUAUCCGGAUGCCGAGCAGAUUAUGCCGUUUUACCAACUCGAACCAUGGGAAUUUCACGACUCCUGGUUGUUUUAUCCAACCUAUUUUCACCAAUCGUUUGCCGGAUAUACUGCUACAUGUGGAUCCAUUGCCGGUGACCUCAUGAUCUUCGCUGUGGUCCUGCAGGUCAUCAUGCACUACGAACGACUGGCCAAGGUUCUCAGGGAAUUUAAGAUUCAAGCCCUUAACGCACCCAAUGGAGUUAAUGAGGAUCUGAGGAAGUUGCAGUCUCUAAUCGCUAAUCACAUUGAUAUACUUCGGCUCACCGAUGUGAUGAAUGAGGUGUUUGGUAUUCCCUUGUUGCUAAACUUUAUUGUCUCUGCGCUGCUUGUCUGCCUGGUGGGAUUUCAAUUAACCCUCGAUUUCAAUCCCGAGUAUUUUUGCAAGCAGGUGCUGCUCCUGACUUCUGUACUGUUUGAGGUCUAUCUCCUCUGCUCCUUCAGCCAGAUGUUAAAAGAUGCUAGCGAAAACGUUGGCCAUGCGGCAUACGAUAUGGACUGGUUAGGAUCCGACAAACGAUUCAAGAAAAUUUUAAUCUAUAUAUCUAUGCGAGCCCAGAAGCCAGUUUGCCUUAAAGCCACAAUCGUCUUGGACUUAUCCCUUUCCACUAUGAGCAUCUUUCUUGGCAUGUCGUAUAAGUUCUUUGGCGCUUUAAAGACUAUGUAUCAAUAA